This is a messenger RNA of Venturia canescens, 846 nucleotides long. RefSeq lists its product as uncharacterized. The transcript has 3 exons. The record is from RefSeq and is a predicted model, not a curated record. NCBI's taxonomy places the organism in Eukaryota, Metazoa, Arthropoda, Insecta, Hymenoptera, Ichneumonidae. Gene Ontology annotation, cellular component: membrane. Bases 65 to 712 code for a protein of 215 amino acids.
CUGAGAGUUUCUUUUCUUAUAAAUAUAGAAGAUCCUGUACCCGCGGGACUAGUCCCUGUCGAACAUGCUUCGACGACGGCUCUUUGUUAUCGGGAUUAUCUCGCUCGCGGCUGCUCUCACAGCCGCCGUUGCUGAUAACGCGAAUUUACGCAAGUUUUACCUAUCUCGAGGAGCGAGAAUCGAUUGCACCGACGAUCCUGGCGGUGCUAACGGUUCACCGCUUUGUCAACGUGCCAAUGUUAUCGUCGAUCGCGGAAUCGUCGAAAACGUCGAAAAAUCGAAAAAUGUGACUGUCGAGGACCAAAUUGACGAGGACGACGAAAAAACCCUCACCGGCCAAACGCCAGACGAUACGGAAGAGGAAAAUGACGAGACCGCCAUCGACGAAGCUCGAGGAAAAAAGGACAAAAAAAGAGGCUACCUGAAGGUGUUUUUCAUGAUGGCAGCUGCAGCCAAAGCUACUUUGCUCUACGCAAUGAUACAUGCAGUUGCUUUAGUUGCUGGCAAAGCUCUUGUCGUCGCCAAAGUUGCUCUAGCCCUAGCUGCGGCUGUUGCACUUAAGAAGGCUUUGGAACAUCAUGAUAAAACGUCCGUCGAGAUCGUGAAACAUCCGCAUCACACUUACUCGCAGACUCACAGUGCGAGCAUAGACUACGAUCAUCAUGGAGGGUACGAGGGUGGUCAUCGUAGAAGAAGACGACAUGCUCGAUAAAUUCCCACCACAAUAAACAUCAUCACCGAUCGACACUCUUUCAUACCCUUACCACUGAACCAAAUUGUACAAACAAAAAAAUCGAAUGUAUAUCAUAAUGGGACCAAAGGAUCAAUAAAUUAUUUAUUUAUUUA